Paramuricea clavata is the source of this 1821-nucleotide messenger RNA. The record is from the annotation of a GenBank genome assembly. Lineage: Eukaryota; Metazoa; Cnidaria; Anthozoa; Malacalcyonacea; Plexauridae.
AUGGCUGAGACUUUUAAGGAUCAGGUGCUAGGGAAUCAUUUGGUGAAACAAAUCUCGUGGGAUAAAGAAGUGACGGUCGAAGUUGUAGUCGGAAUGGAAACAAAAAUUUUUAAAGCAGAUUUUGUUCUGGUCACAUUUAGCAUUGGAGUACUUCGAGAGCAACUCGAGUCUAUGUUUAACCCUGCCUUGCCUCCACCGUUUCAACAAUUGCUUGGAAAAAUAGAAAUGGCAAACUAUCUUAAGAUCUUUAUGAAGUUUUCUGAGAGGUUUUGGCCACCUCAGUACGACUACAUUUUCUAUGCAAGCAAGGACCCUAAGGACCGAGGUUUGAUAUACUUUUAAUCAGAAAGGCUAAUGUCUAAUGAUAAAAUGUAACUUGUGGUUAGAGCUCGACAACCAUAGGCGGUACGAGACAUGGGGGCAGGAUGGCAACUGUCCCCCCAAAAACUUUGGGAAACCAUAUAUGGCCGAAAUUCCGGCAAGUGAUAGGAAAAAUCAAGAAAUUUCGGGCAGAUUUAACAGAAAGUGUGUUAAGUUCAGGUUAUUUCAUUACAAUAAAAAAAAUCAGGCAAACUUCCAAACGCCUCCCCCCCCUCCAAAAAAAAACCAGCCCCGUACGCCUAUGUCGAUAAUUGGACUGUGUAGCAGCUCAGUUGGUUAGAACACUGCCCGGGACCACAGGUUCUAGAAGGGGGGGGGGGGCCUAUUGUGGCAUUUCCGAAACUGUUCCUGGUUAGGUAUAAAAAUGUAUAAAAUUUACACUCGAGUUUUGCAUCUGCAAAAACCUUCCAAGUUCCAACAAGGGACGCCGGAACUGGGGGGCAGGGGGGGCAGAAGUGCCCUUUUAGUUGUAAAAUAAUACGUGAUAAAUCACAUUUCCAACGAUGCUUUUUGUAGGAAAAUCACGAGAUUCAGGUAAUUUAUAGUUUAUUUUUAUAAAAUUUUUUGGAAAUUUUUGGAAUUUAGAAAAAUAUUUUGAAGAAAUGGCGAAAAUUUAAGAUAUCCGGAAAAAUUUUUGGCUUCACGGAGAAUUUUUGUAUGUCGGGAAACAAUUUUUGACCCCUAAAAUGGUACACUGACCGAAAUUUUUUUGGCGACGGGGGGAGGUCGCCAAAAAAUUUUGCAGUGAAAAAAAAUUUUUCAGUAAAGGUGCCCUUGGUGUGCGUCCGCCCCCCUUUGCCCUAUUAUCGUUCCGGCGUCCCUGGUUCCAACAUUUAGUUCUAUCAAGUGAGAUGCCCCAAACCCUGAUUUUAAUAUUCAGUUAGGUAAUUAUAACACAUUUUUAAUUUUUCUAAAGGUUUUUAUCCAGUUUGGCAAAACUUACCAGGAAGCCAGACCAAUAUCCCUGAAAACGACAAAAUAUUACUGGUGACAGUCACUGGGAAGAAAGCGCAGGAGUUGAGGGAAGAUAGAGAAAGAAUCGCAACCGAAUUGGUGCCUGUUCUCAAAAAGGUUUUCGUCAACUUCAUUAAACCACUUGAAAAAGAACCUGUCCUUGUCGGUAUAGAAUUAAAGAACUGGGAAUUGGAUCCGCUAUUCCGAGGGGCGUAUUCCAAUACUGUAAUCGGCAUCACAAGCCUUCAUUUCAAUACCCUGUUACAGCCUGUUGGUGGAAAGCUGUUUUUCGCUGGAGAAGGUCUAAGUGAGUUGUACUAUGGGUUUUUGCAUGGUGCAUAUCUUACUGGCGAAGAACAAGCGAAGAAGAUUAUCGGUGUUAUACAAUACCAAAAGAGUUUGAAACCGAAAGCAAUACAGAAGAUCGGUUUGAAUUACGCGCUGCGUAAAAGCAUUGGUAAACCAGGAAACGGAACUAAAUACUAG